Messenger RNA from Besnoitia besnoiti, 9174 nucleotides. RefSeq lists its product as uncharacterized. Bases 1 to 9174 code for a protein of 3057 amino acids. The record is from RefSeq and is a predicted model, not a curated record. The transcript is spliced from 12 exons. NCBI's taxonomy places the organism in Eukaryota, Apicomplexa, Conoidasida, Eucoccidiorida, Sarcocystidae.
AUGCUCCACAGAUCAUCGUUGCGCAUACAGCUCGAGAUUCCCCCGGCGGGCCGUCACAAGCGUCUCAGUCAACAGCCUCAAUCGGCUCUGCUUGCAGGCGGUCUUCUGGCGCCCGCCCUCCCGUCGUCAGUGUUUUCCGUGUUCUCGCCAGACGCAUCUCCGUCGCAUCCGGCUGACCUGGCGACAACGGCUGGACAGGCACACAGCCAGGUCUUCUGCUCCGCGAAGACGCUCGCGUGCGCAGUUGCCGAUUCACGGCGCACACAGGCAAACUCUCAGCGUGACGCCCGUGGACUCGACGUAACGAACACCGGAAAACUCGAUCAGUGCUUGCCAGGGCCGCCGGGUAGAUGUGGCUGUCUCUGUUUUCUCGCGGUCGGAGGAGACAAGUCAUUCCUGGCUGGUCGCUUCGGGGUGCCGGCGCGGAGACGCCGGGGACUUUCGGCUUUUCUGAGUAGCCCACAUGUGCGCCGGCGGUCUUCAGAGCUGCGUGCGGCGCGUCCGUGGCUGGCCUCGGCCUGUGCGCCCGCAGUUCGCGCCGCGUUUGCAGAAGUGAAGGACGAGUCGAAUGCAUUGUCGUGGGGGCCUGAGAGCCUGCGUAUAACCGAUGCGCGAGGUCUGAUAAAGCCGGUGUCGUGGUGUCGAGCCGCGCCAUACUCAUUCCUCUCGGCGGCUGGGUCUCCGUCGCCGCCGUCGGCGUUGGCGGCUGGUCGGCGAGACCUAGCGUCAACAUGCAGCCUCGCAAAUCCGCUGGGGAAACCGCGAAGCGAAUGGUCGACUUGUCGGGUGCACUCGACGCGCGAAACUCAGGCAGCGCCGCCAUCGGCCUCCGUGCUUUCCGUUCCGCCUGCCGCCUCGCCUCCUGAGGCGUCGGAUUCCGCCCUGUUUGCCGCCGCCGCUCCUUUGCCGUCUCACGCUCCGCCUCAGUCGGAGCCCUCACCGCAUGCGCCUGGUUCGCCGGUCGCAGCCAACCGCGCUCAGUUGUUUGAGCUCCUCACAUAUCUCGAAGAUGCCGCUGCUAGAGCUGCGGCAGCUGUAACGCGCGCGGCAGCUGCGACGCGCGGCGAGCAAACCGCCCAAAGCCGUGAGGAACCAGCCUCCGCCGACGGUGACCAGGCCCCGGGCAGCAGCGGGCAGCCCCCCAUGUCUCCGCAAGAGCUUCUCCUGGGACUUGCGGCGCUGGCGCAGUUGACUCUUGAGCGUGGCGAAACAGCGUUUUUGUCUGAUGGAAGGCCAGCGCCGACCGAUGGGGCUGACAGCCUCGCAUCAUUCCAGCACCGCCUCAACGAGCUUCGCAAGCGUCUCGUCGCCCUGGAACGCUACGCCGCGAGCGCAGCGGCAGCGGCGACUCCGCCACCGCUGUCGCAGGCGCUGCCAGAGUCCCAGACGGCGGGCAACGCUGGGACGGGGAUAGUUCCCCCCCACGCAGUUGGUGGACCUGUGAACGUGUACGUGGAGUACGUGCUUUUCCUGAUCCCUAUGUGGGAGCAACGCAGAGAACGCUUGACGCGCGUGACGGCUUGUCGCGACAAAGGCCGGGAGGAGCGAGAGGCCUCCGCGCUGCACGCUCUUCGGGAGUUACGGUCGCUGUUGCGUACUCUGCAGGAGGUCCAAGAAGCGCACAAGCUGCGCCACCUCUUCGUCAAAUAUCUCGGGAUGAUGCAGCAGGCCUCUGCGACAACGCCUGAAAGAGCCACGCACGGCGCCACGACAGAAGCAACCGAAGCACGGAGAAGGAACAACGCAGGCCAGACCGGUCAGGACCACGGUACAGACAUCCUGUGCCGGAUACGUGCCUUCGUGGAACACGGGCGGCGCCUGCUGGGUAACUCCGACAAGGGCAUCGCCACGACAGAGGAAGCAGCACAGAAGCCGAAAAAGGCCCGCGAGAAGCUCUCGAGAGAACGAGGAGACAGCCGCCGCGAGCGGACGCCUGCGUCUCCAGGCGGCAGCGGGGGACACGCGGCCGAGCGUCUGGGUUACCAUGCCGUCCUCCAGCCUUCUCCUCCGCUGUGUCCGUCUGAGUUGCGGCGCAUCGCCCUCGACCUUCUCGAGCUAGGACUUCGUACGCCUCACGUCGAGAGAGAACUGGAACAGCUUCGGGCGUUCACACGCCGCAACGCCCCGGAUCCAGCGUUUGACUCUUGCGGAGACUUCGGCGAAUACGACCCCGGAGCUGAGGGCUCUUCCGCUGCAUCUCCGCCGCGGCCCGCAGAUGCAUCCGACGCUUCCGAUGCGUGGGCGCACGCCGAACGAGACCUCCAGUUUGUUCUGUUGCGCAGCUACGCAAGAGAGGGCCGCUGGCGAGAAGCUUCGAAGAAGUUGGCGCUCCUCGUUCAACUUUUUGCCUCGACCUCUGCGCGUGAACGCGCAGAGAAACAAUACGACGAACAGGAGACCUGGGAGAGGACUCUCUACGCCGCGUCGGCGCUGGUGGUGGAGGCAUGCGCUGAGAAAGAACAGUACGUCGCAGCUGCUCAGGCUCUGGCUCUGCUUCCGUCCUCCAUGCGCCAGCCGCCCGCGACUCUCCUUCUCCCUUCUUCGUCUUCGUCGCCCUCGCCGACUGUCGCCGCUUCACUUCUGCCUCUUGAGCCUUCGCCUUUACUUCCGCUUUCUCUCUCGCUGGGCCACGCACUGCGCCGGCAGCUGCGCGAGCGCCUGCAUGCAUGUCCUGCUUCUCCUUGGACUUCCGUCUCAGCCCGAGCCGCUGCAGCGGCGGCGUCGGAUCUUUCGCUGGCGGCCUCGCCUCUGCAGUUUUCGGCGACGUCCUGUCGUUCGCUUCUUCGCAACGAAACAUUCGAUGCCUUGCGACAGCAGUCUCGGGGCGAGAAAGCAACGCACGCGCAGCGCACCCUCCUGGAUCGCGUCCUCCUUUCUCCCUCGGCUCGCCAGACGGUUCCGCUUCUCGACGCGCUGCGGUUCGUUCUCCUGAAACUCAGAGGGUGGAUCGACGCCGUCAAGAAGGAUCAGGCUGCUGCGGGGGGAAUCGCACGAGGCGCCUCCGGUGACCCGGGGGCAGUGGCGCAGAGCAGGGCGCACGAGGACGCUGACAGCACAUCGUCUGAAAUUGACUUGGACACCCAGAUGCGCACUAAAGACGCGAACGCGUUGCUGUCCUCAGAUGCGUUUGUAAAGAGAGUGGAAGGUGAGGUCGGAGCCUUAGAGGACUUUCUCGCCACUGCGGAGUUGCAUCUCGGCUCGCACCCCGAACCGCAGAUUGCGCAGGAUAAGCGAGAGGCUCCCGAUGAGAGCGCGAGCGUGCCGUCGGAGGCCCCUGAUGAACGCGGGGAAGGACACGAGGCCGCCGGCCCUCUAGAAGCGGCUGUGGAACGUCUGGAUCUAUUUCUAGAAUCACAGGCUGCCGUCCGCCAGAGACGGAAGGCCGUGGACGUGUAUCAGGAAAACGGCGUGCAUGAGCAGAGCCCUGAAUGGACUCUGCGAAUGCUGCGGCAAGCUUCAGACAUUCGCGAGCUGCCGCGGCUCGUGCAGGCUCUGGUGCAGAAGACAGAGGACGAUCCCGCUGUCUCGGAUGGGGAGUCACCGGACGGCAUGAAACGAAGGCGCAGGCACGCUGUGUCGCCGACCCAUAUGCAAUUUGCAACCCUUGAGGCGCUGCGUUUGUUCCAUGAACGCCCCACUGGCAAUGAGUCUCAGUCGGGAGACCAAGGUUCAGCGAAGGACGUGGAAGAAGCUGGCCUAGAGUCCCUCGACGACCUCCUCCAUGGCCUGCUUCCCGACUAUAGGCUGCCGCUGCAUGCGAGGUCGCGGCGGUCUGCGCCGGCUUCGCAACAGCAGCUGGGAAGCGAGUGGAGCGACGACCUCCAGGUGACCGUGGGCUUCGUGGAUACCGCAAUUUCGCUUGCGUCGCUUGGCCAGUUUUCGAGACUCCACCGGUUCCUCUUUUCGCUGCCUCGGCAGCCCUUCGACCUGUCACAGCUCAUGAUGCCCCCUUCGUCCCCUGUGUCAGUUGCGGCGAACCGGCCCUCGUCUCUGGCCUCGCUCUCUGCGUCGUCACUGGUGCCUGCGCUGUCACCGGGCCUCCCGCUUCACCUGCUACCCAAGCUCGCGGCGGUGCUGACGCUCUUGUCGUGCUACAAAGCGAACGCCGGUUCUCCCAGUCAGACAGGCCGCUUUGCCGACGCUGGGAGAUUUCUUGUCUUUGCUGUCAACAUCGUGCGUGAUACCCCCGAGCUCCUCAGCCUCUCGCCGGAACUGCAGACAUAUCUCCCUGCGUCGCUCUCUUUCUUCGUUGCGCACGUUCGCCACGCGCUGCAAACAGCCGCGGCUGGGUCGGCGCCGCCUCUGUUUGACCUUGAACGCGGGAAGCAAACAAAGGCGUUGAGCAGCGCCAGAGAAUCAGACAUCACGCAGGAGACCUCGCCGGCGCUCGCAGCGGCUCUAAGCGCGAUAAACGAGAUGGAGAGAAGGGAGCCGGAGCGAGCAAGAGACGAGAUCGAGGACGCGAUACAGAAGGGAAACCGCAUGGCGGUCUUCGCGAAGAUCCUCGAGCUGGUUGUGGCCGUGCGGGGGCAGACACGGAGGCUGAUGGAGACUCUGAGCUGCGACGGGGAAGGCGUCGGCGAGGCUGGGCGACGAGGCGGAGGAGAAUGCACCAGACCUAGAGCGCGACGGGACAACGAUCGUGUCUUGGCGAGAGAAAGGCGACGAAUUGUCACAGUAUAUUGCCAGGUGUUGAGGGCCCUUCAGAGCGACGGCUCCUACCCACUUGCCCUGGCGGAACUUCUCUUCGCCGAGCUUCGCAUUUGCGAUCUGAAGACGCAAAACCGUCACCUGCUGCGGUCGCCGUCCUCCGCGUCCGUGGCACGAGGUGACUCGAGCUCACUACAGCGUUCCUCAGGCCCGCCGUCGUUCCUCUCACGCGCCUACGUAGCCGCCUUGCGAGGGUUUUCAGCCUUCACGUCCGCGGCCGACAGUCUAGCUGCUGCCCCUGGCGAGAGGCGCCGUGGGUCGCUAGCUGCGGAAGGAGGCGCGGAAGCUGCAAUGGAGAUUCUGGAACUCAUGGAAGACACUGGGGUAGAUCUGCACGCGGCGGCCUUCGCUGCGGCCCUCAAGGCAACUAGCAAGCGCGCCUCGCCGUCGUUUUUCCCUGCCUUCUUUGGACGGCGGAGGUCCUCGCCACUGGUCGACACGCUGCUGCUCAUCCACCGGAUGACCCGGGCGCACGCGUGUCUGCCUGACGUCCGCUGCUUCAACUACGCCGUCGCGUCCGCAGCCCGCCAGAGCUACCUGCCUUCCUCUUCUCACUGGCUGGCGCCGCCUGCGGCCUUUCCACGGGCAGGCGAGACUGCGGCGCAGCCUGCCGAGGCCUCGCAGUUUGUGGCGUGGGCAAGCGGCGCGAACGGGAGGACGGCUGACCGAGGAGACGCCACUGAUGCAGAAGACGCGGCGGAGGCCCAGGACGAAACAGCGCUUGCCCAGAGCGGCGACGACGGCGCUGUCGCUGCAGAGUGGCUCCUGAGGGAAAUGAUGAGGACGAAAGAUCACGCCAAACCCAACGCGGUGACGCUCACUACUGCGUUAGAUGCAUUCAAGAAGGCGGGCAUGGCUCCUUCGCCACUCCUUCAGUCGCUGAUUCCCGAAGAGCCGUCGCUUGCGGCCUCAGCGCUGAGUGCCCUCUCGGGCGGCGACGACGCCUCGCCCGCGUCCUUCUCUUCUAAUUCCUCUUCCCAAGCCGACGCCACGCAGGCGGGAACGUCGCGUUCUCUGGCGUCACCCUCGGCCUCUCUGCCCGCGCGAGACGCCACGAAAGCUGUGAGGGUGAUCGACACGCCGCUGCUAAACGCCCUGCUCCGGUGCCAAGCCGAGUGGGGGGAUGUUGAGACAGCUGAGAAGCUCUUCCUCGCGCAUCUGCGCAGCCUCCAGAUGUUUCACUCUGGGCAAAACGCCUUCGACCAAAAGUCCGCGCGCCUCGGGCGCCCCGACGAAGACUCCUUUCAGGCGCUUCUCUUCGCGGCAAACAAAGCGGCCAGCCCGCAGAAGGCCGAGCAAUUUCUGCGGCUCCAGACUCUCUACCAAGUGCCCCUCCGCAUUCAGCAGUGGAACGAGCUUCUCAAGGCGUACGCGGCUCGGCUGCGCGAGAUAGCGGAGGGGAAGACUGCGCCACGCAGGCCGCCCGCGAGGAUUCAGGGUUGCUCGGAUCUUUUUCGGAUUUCCUCGCUGGCUGGCCUAACAGACGCUCCCGCGCAGGACGCGAAGCAGCCUGGGGUCGCGGGAGAGACGCGGGGAGACGACGGUGGCGAGCCAGCGACGGAGGAAGAGGUGCGGCGGUUGGUAGAUCGGCUCAUCGAGAUCUACGCCUCGCUCAAGGCCUCUGGGCCUUCCCCGGAUGUGCGGACGCUCUCUGUCUUGAAUCGUGCUUUCUCCGCCGCUGCGGCCGCCGUACGGGCCCUGGGUGACGCUGACGCGCCAGAAGAUGCAGAGCCACGCGACUUGAACGCACGUGGAGAAAUGUCACGAGAUGCAGAGCAACAGGCGCCACGGGAGCAGGCGGCGGCUCCUGCGCCGGGCUCGACCCUGGCCUCGCUCCUGUCGAGAAUCGCACAGACGUCUCGAGAAGUCGCAAAUGACUACGCAUCGACGCUCGUUUCGCGGCGUGAGCCAGCGGCCGACUUGCGCCCGUCUUCCCCCUCGUCUUUCCAGUCCGCAUCUGGCGCGACGUCGCAGGGUGGGCUUUCCUCCUUCAGGCCUUGGAUUUUCGGCGAAGCCAUGCGGAGUGCGCACCUGGCGUUCGACCACCGUGCCGUCAUCAACAUUUUUCUCGACUCCCUUCUCCCCGUCCGGACGCGGCUGCUGCGCAGGGACGCGAGAGGAGACAGCCGAAGCGAGGCGCCGACGCCGGGAGCCUCGAAGAACCGGAGGGGCGAGGUGGGGGGAAGCGGAGGGCUGCGCGUCUCUGCAGAGACGCCAGCGCCCGCGACCAGUGCCGCCGAGGAACUGGAGGGAGCCGAAGACAGAGAGGAGGGAGCGGAUCUCACAAAAUGUGCAGAAGAGGAAGCCAGCGGAUCGGCGGAUGACGCAGAGGAAAGCGAGGAACGUGAGGGAGAGGGAGAAGAAGACGACGCGCGUCGCCGACUGCCUCUGCCGGUCUCGAUCGGACAAGUCCUGAUCCAGGGGCUGGAGGGCGUUGCGGCAGAGAGAUUAGACAUCCUGCGCUUUUCAGAAAAGAAAAAACGAGAGCGGAAACGCGUUCUCGAGGACCUCGGCGUGUCCGGAUGGGAGAAAAGCAAGAAGGAACAGGAGAGGGACGAACGCAUUCAACGGUUAACUUCGCUGAUGAAGCGAGGGUUCGCUGCCCUAAGGCGCGAGUGGCCCCGUCUUGCCCCCGACCUCGAGGAGACACUGUGGGGUUUCGAAGAGACACUCGACAGUGCCGAAGAAGGGGGCGCCGAGGAACAACGCGACGGCCGGGCGGAAGGAGCCGGCGCACUGUACGAGAGGCACAGAGGAGAAAGCCAAGCGAGCGAACACUUAGGAGCGGGGGGAGAGGGAAAGGAAACGAGCCGGAUUCUUCUUGCGCGGUUGCCUCGAGGUCUUUUCAAUAUGCCCGAUGGCGACGACAGGAAAACGUACCACAGGAACCAGAACGCCGCUAGAGCCACUCCGGAGGAGCAGACAUGCAGGGCGGAUGAUGACACACAGGCGAGUUCCGACUCGCAGGAGAGCGGCAGCGCAGAGGAGCGAGCCAUUGCAUGGAAGCAGAAGAAAGUCGCGCUCGCUCCCGGGUUUGCGGCCAAACGAAGCCUGCUCAGCGAACUCCGGAGAGCGAACUCCUUUCAGGAUGCCUUGUCUGCCGCCCGCCGCCUGUGGCUCCUACGCCAGCAACAUCCUGGCCUUUCCCUCGGGCCUGGCGACGAAGCCGUCGUGUUCCGAAGCCUCGUCCGACAAGCAGGUCGACCGGUGGAGGCGCUUUGUGCAUUCCGCCUGAUAAACGGAGAAGACGCCGACAACGCCGCGAAGCCUUCGCCUCUGUCUUCGCCGAACGGAGCGCCGGCUCUCGCGUCCUGCACGCUGUCAACUUCUUCGCCUUCUUCCGCUUCAUUUUUUUCCUCUGCGAACUCCACAAACUCUGCGCAUAACGGUUCUCUCAGCUCGGCGCCAUCUUCCGCGGCGUACCACUCGCCUGCUGGCGCCCCGCUUCCACGUGGCCUCCUGCAAGAGGCGCUUCGUUCGGCACUCCGACAGUCGCGCGUGGGGGCCGGCGACUUGGUGGCUGAAGUGCUCCCCUUUCUUGUCGAGGCCCCGUACUCCGCACACGCGCUGCUGACGCCUGCGCUCGCUCUGGAGGCCCUCGAGGUCUUGGGGGGCCCCACAUUGGAGACAGCGCGAGCGGCAGACCAGCGCGAAGAGGCGGAACGGCGCAAGCGCGACAGCCGCGCGAUUCUCGCCUUCGUGCAGAAAUUCAAGCAGGCGCUGCGGGUGCGGCAGCAUGGAGAAGCAGGAAAGACCGAGGCAGCGCGAGAGAUCGGCCGCGAGGACCUGGAGGAAGCCGCCAUCAAGGCCCUUGGCGAACGAGGUGGUUGGCGCGAGGCGAUAGCGCUUCUUCUCGAGCGUCUGUCUGCGUCGCCUCCGCCACCUGUCUGGUGGGAAGCCGCGGUGCUCGCCGCAGAGCGCGGCAAGCAGCCGGAGGUCGCGAAGGCAUUGCGGCGGCUCACGCGCUUCAAAUACGCGGUGAAGCGGGUCGCGAAACCCCCGCCGCCCACGCCUGAGAGCCUGAUCGAGAAGGCGAAGGCUCUGCUGGCUGAGGAGCUCGAGCAGGAGAAAGAACGCGAGAGAGAGCUCGCCAGGAUUCGCCGAGAGAUGGGCCGCGAACUCGCAUUUGGCGUCGAGGGCGCGCCGGCGAAACCGAGCCCAUCCGCGAAGAAGCAGAAGCGGCACAGGAAGUGCGAAAGAGAGUCGGAAGACGACGCGGAGAGUGCAUAUCCAAGCGACGAGGAUGAGGGAGAGGAGGAGGACGAUGAGCUGCUAGAGGGAGGAGUGCGCAGUCCAUUUGGCGAAGAGGUCGCAAGAUACUCCGUCGUCUAUAAACUUGAAAAUCUCCUCAGCGUCAAGGAGGAAGAAGAAGACCCACAGCUACUCUACGGCAAGAAACCAAAGCGGAACAAAGCGAAGCCGCGAUCCAAACGGCAGGAAUACGAAGACGACGGUAGCUUGUGA